UAAUAAGCCUUCCACGAGAUCAUCGAGAUGCCUCCAAAGAAAAACUCUUCAAAGAUUGGAUCUGAGGCUCUUUCUGAGCUGAAGGAUGACAUCCUUGGCCUGUCAAAAUUGCUAAGUACCAAGCUGUCUCUCCUAGAGACUAGUACCAAGGAUGUCCAACAUGUCCAGGAAGAUCAGACCACGGUCGAAAAUGAGGGGCUGAAGAGCGCAACAGACAAACUUGAAAGCGAAACUGCAGAACUCAAAGCAAGGAACGAAACACUAACCCAUAUGAUAGAGGAUAUCAGCAGUGAAGUCCGCGACUUGGACCAGAGCCGUCGCCUCUUUAACCUCGAGAUAACUGGAAUCCCGGAGCAGAAAGACGAGGAUCCUAGGAAGAUCGCUUUGAUGGUGGCGCAGUUGGUUGACCCGACUAUCAACGGAAGUGAUAUCGACAUCGCCCAUCGAAUCGGUUCGAGGAAAGACGAUCGACCACGGUCAAUUAUCGUACGGUUUUCUAACAGACGAUCAAGAAAUGCCGUCUACAAGGGCAGGUGUAAGCUGAAGAAUAUGUCCAGCAAUGAUAUUGGAAUCAAUGGUCAACCAAGAGACAUCUUCAUUAAUGAAAACCUUGUACCUUCAACCUGGGCGCUGAUGGGAGAGGUGAACGAAGCUAGGAGGGAGGCUGGUUUCAGGUAUCUCUGGACGUACAACGGACAGAUUCAUCUACGAAAGGAUAAAACAGAGUCUCCCAUCACCAUCCGCAACAGAGCAGAUCUAGCCAAAAUCAAGGGCAUGGGAGAGAAUCAACCGCCAUCGAGCCAGAUGCACAACGGUCGUCAACGACUUCGACCGUUCCUCAUCAGCCUCAUCGACAGCGGCAAUGUAAAAGGUCUCCAGUGGCUUGACAAAGAGAAAACGCUCUUCAAGAUCCCCUGGAAACACGCUGGCAAACAGGACUAUGACCCUCAGGAAGACUCCAAGAUAUUCAUGCUGUGGUCACGUAACACCGGUAAAUACAAGGAAGGAAUCCACGAGCCGGAGCCGGCGGUCUGGAAGACACGUCUUCGUACGGCUCUUAACAAACUUCCCGAUAUCGAAGAGAUCCAUGAGAAAACUCAGCUCGAUAUACCUGAACCAUACCGGGUUUACAAGCUUCUACCAAAGAAGACUGGUGGAUCCAAUGUGAAUAAUAAGUCACCCCACCCUGGAUGUCACGAUUAUCCACCCUCGUCAGGUCGAACGCAACGUUCUGCAGGGGGUAACUUUCGUGCCCAUCACUCCACGGGAUCCUACCCCACUGGAAUAGAGUGUCCAGAUAUGCCCCACCCAAGCUACCCAUCGCAUUACCCAUCUAUCUACGACUAUCCGGCUUACCAAAACCCGAUGUGUGAAGUUGGUAUGGGAUAUGGUCUGUCACCGACAAGCGGCAGCCUGUCAGGUUUCGGGUAUUAUCCUCACCACCAGCAGAGCGUCAUGACGACCUCAAGCGGCAACCGUCACCACCCAUACCACCCGUCGGGCCACAGAGCCCACCAUAACUCGACGGGAUCAUCGGUAGGCUCCGUGGCCGAGCUCAACGAGAUCACAGAGGUAAUCAAUGAAGACCUGAGUACAGGCAACAUGAACGACCACCAGGGACAUCAUUACACCAACAUGGACAACAUGGAUGUCGACAUCCAGGCACAAAUGAAGAUGGACUCCAAUACAGCAAUGCAUCAGUACGUCCAGAACAACAACAACGACCCUUCACAGACCAACUACCACGACGCCAUUUCUGUUACAUCUUCUGGAAUUACUCCAUUCAGCAAUUCAGCCAGACAAGUACCGCAUCCACAAAGCUACUCGGUGCGUUCUGAUUACGACCAUCAGCAAGCUUCACCACCAACCGCUAUCAAUGCCAUUACCAUAGCGUCUAACGUCUUGUCCGGAGAGGGCGAGGGUUUGGAGGCGUGCACGGCGGCAUCAGUAGGCAUGCAAGGACACACAAGGCGACCGAUAAAGGAUGAAGACUCACAUUGUCUACCAAGUGAACAUGAAAUGAGCAUACAGAUGUAUUACCGAUCCACCAACGUCGGUUUUCACCAUGUUCAGGCCGAAGGAGGCUGCAUGAUCUACUUUAAAGAGCAUUACGAAGCUGAGGUCCGGCGCAACAUGCAGUUAAUCAAGAUGCCUGAUAUCAAGUCUAUCCCCGAAACAGAGAUCAAGGGCAAACACCGAGAGUACAUCGGCAAGAUCCUUGAUUGCUGCGAUAGAGGGUUGUCUUUGACAUGCCGUGAUGGUUGCAUCUACGUCAAACGUCAUUGUCGCAGCGUUCUAUUCUGGAGUACAUCAGAAGACGGUACAAGGUGCGAGAAACUGGAGCGCGACGUCGAGACCAAGAUCUUUGACCUCAAUCACUUCCGUCAGAGUCUCCGUCAAUAUUACGAAGGUUCUAUCCCAUCUCCCGUCGUCCCAGAGAUCAACUUCAGUAUCGCGCAGAAGCUCUGUGAUUCCUACGAACUGAAAGCAUGUUUUGUCACAUUCGUGGUGAGGCCAUUGCGAGCGGUAGAAGAACUGCGGACACUCAAUGUCGACGCCAGGUCGCUCCCUCACAGCAGCCACAGCGGGUUGCUCAAGUUCUCAGGACCAGAGAUGCACAAUGAUGUCUUCACCAACACCAGUGUGUCUCCUCUUCUUGCUGCUGGCCUGGGACCAUGGGGCGACAUGAGCCCCUACGCUGCGUCGUGCCCCAUGAUCCCCCAGCCACAAAUUCCACAUUGAGAAAGCGAAGACGAUAAAGAAUGGACGAGAAGCAUUUCCGAUUGCAUAUCUUGUAAUUAAAUAUGUAAUCAUCGCUUGUUGUAAAGACCAUGACAGUUCACAAAUUUCAUCGAGUUUCUAUGACCUUGAAUGAAAUUGUGACACGUCGUGGUUGAAGUUGUGAUAUGUAAGAAGCUCGUAUGAAACCAUUGUUCUAAGCCAUCCUUUUCAUUCCCUUUUCAUUGUGUUGCUCUGCAUCCCUCAUUAAAGAGAUCAACUUGCUUUUGACAUUACAUAAAGCGUUGAAGGAAUUUCGCCUGUUACAAUUUGAAAUUGUUGGCAAUGCUCAUUCAAAGUAAGAAAUCUAAACAAAAUGAUGUGACUUGCUUUGACAUGUCUUGACAUUGUUGAUUGAAGAUAAAAAAAACAUCAUUCACUUUUACAUAUAUAUCAUGCACAUAUUGAUCGCUAUUUAUUGUAAAAAUAAACCUUUAGAUUACUCACAUUUAGCACACCAGUGUCAGAGACCACAAUGACAAUUACCUUGAUUAGUGACAUAACGAAACCAACGAAAUAAGACUCCGGACCGUUCAAAACUUUGAUGAUAUUUCGAGUGGCACAUCACCGGUGGGAUUGAGGUCCGUUGUUAAUGUGAUUGAAGCACGUACAACAUUGUAUAAUGCAGGACUUCUGGAUUCUGUAAUAGCACAUCUAUGUGCCGUACUGUACGGCGAUAAGUUACACAUACCAAGAUCUUUUGAAAGAUCUGUUAUAGCGUCUGUGUUCUUUGAUUCAGAGUUGUAAUUGGCCUCUUUACUAGCUGUCCGAAUUCAUUAUUUUCCUUCCGAUUUACUCGCUAACCUGUCAGUAAGAAAAGAAAGAAUGAUAAUUACAAUCCAGUUCCAAAACCAGUUGUUACCAUGGUUCUCUAUCUGGAAAUCCUGCGGCAAGCUUACACGUUGCAUAGAACAAAUUUUGCUUAUAAAAGUAUGAACAAUAUUUGAAAAUGUUAGUAAGCAGGUCUUUGUGAAUUGCAAGGCAAGGUAGUCCAAUUAAGUUGAAUGUGCUUGAAUAUCUUACGCUUAUUAUUUUCCGUUGUUCCACGUUGAUCUUUAUGAUCACUUCCCAAAUGCAUGUUAUAUAUUCAUGUUCUUUUCUUAGCUGUAUAUAUUAUACAAGUCUUUUCAGCGUUUAGCUUGUAAAUUUGUUAAUUUAUUUUAUAUAAAUGUUUGUAUAAAUUUCAUUCUUUACUGGUCUUUAUUUAUGAGGGUAAUGAAAAAAGAAAAAAAAUCUUCGUCUUAACUAGUUGACCUAUCUUCCAAUCGCAUAUAUUUCCAUUAUUUUCAUAGACAGCUGAUAUGAAAAUCUGAUCAAUACAUCUAGGACGUGCCUUAAUCUGAGCAAAUUUUAGGUCGCCAACUCAUGAUAAUAAAUGAUGUAAUUCACACUUUGUAAAUAAAUAUUGUAUAUAUUUCAUUCCAUUGAUUUAUUUUUCUACUAUGUUUUCGAUAGAUUACAAUCAUUCCCAUGGUUAGCUAUCCUGCGGGGAUUCCGCGGAGGUUUUAUAUUCCAUAUACCUAUCAGGGGAAGAGGGUCGUUCCUUCCCCAUUGUAACAAAAUAAUAUCUCAAGAAACCAGCAACCUUCUCAUACAGAUCAAAGUUUUAAGAAUCUAUUAUUUUUUUUUUGUUAUUUUAAUCGUUUUCAUGUGUGAAAAUGGAAUUAUCUCUUAUUGUAUGUUAAAUUGUGAAAAAAAGUAAUGUGCCAAAUUGGAACUAUUGUAAAUAGUAAGCAAAUGUCGAUUUUACAAGAAGAAUAUUCGUGUAUUCCCCAAGGGACAUGUUCAACUGUGAAAGCACUCCAAAUUAAAGCUCAAACUUUGACAGCAUUCAAUCAUAUUUUUACUUGCAUGCACCAACGCAUACGCUGCUGUUUCUUGCUAGAUUGACUUUAAUACGAAAAGGAAAUUAAAUGCAUAACACGCAUCAGCUCCAUGAUCUUGCCACGAAACUUGUAACUAGAUAGCAUUAAUUCGUAAUUUCGCGGAAAAUGCCAAAAAGAUGUAUAUUACAUUUUCUCUAGAUUGUAUAUAUUGCUAACAAGUGAAUCUUUGUAAAGACGAUUAUAAAUUGUAAGCUUAAUGUGUUGUGAAAGAUGAAAUGCUUAAACUUGCCUCUCUUUGAUAUUAAAUGUUAUUUCUUUCUUAUACUUAAUCAACUUUGAGCAGAAAACACCUUCGACAUAUCCCAAUUUGAAAGUGUUCGUUUAGAAAGCACGACAUUUUAUUAUUCUGCGGGCAUAUCAUCGCUGGGGCGGGCUCCCACGAUGUUUGUCUUGUAAAUUGUUCAGUGAAGAAAAUAGUGUAGGAAAACCAUUUUUUGUGCCCAAAUUUAGUCUUUCGAUUAUAAUUUCGAACACUUUGUUAUGUUCAAGGUUUUGUUGGUGCUAUGUGAUCUAGACACGAUACGAAGUUGACCAGUAACUCUCGUUAUCUUGUGUUCAUGUCAGUGGUAGUCAGAAUGUUUAUGUGUUCUUGAGUUUUGUUUGAAGAUAACACAUUAAAAACCAAUGAAAAGCA
Messenger RNA from Lytechinus variegatus (green sea urchin), 5298 nucleotides. RefSeq lists its product as uncharacterized. The transcript has 11 exons. Gene Ontology annotation, cellular component: nucleus. Gene Ontology annotation, biological process: regulation of transcription by RNA polymerase II; immune system process. The record is from RefSeq and is a predicted model, not a curated record. Lineage: Eukaryota; Metazoa; Echinodermata; Echinoidea; Temnopleuroida; Toxopneustidae. Bases 28 to 2742 code for a protein of 904 amino acids. Gene Ontology annotation, molecular function: RNA polymerase II cis-regulatory region sequence-specific DNA binding; DNA-binding transcription factor activity, RNA polymerase II-specific; protein binding.